AUGGGAUUCCCAAAAUUCUCUGUCUGCACACAUGUGAUUGCCGAUUUUAUCGAUCCGACUUGCUUGGAAUCUCCGUCCGGGGCUGGAAUUGGAGCACGAGCAGAAGCUACCUCUCCAUGUAGCUCUGCUAUGAGCCAGGGAGCUGCUUUUGCUAAUUCGGCCGGUCGGCAGUUGUAUGACGACGUAGUCGAGGCCCUGGCCGACAGAAAAUUGCUCGUUUCUUCAGAAUGGCUAUUAGCCUGUGAGCAAGCUGGCGGUCGCCGUCUACCCGAGGUUGAUUUUCAGCCAGUUGCUAAAACAGUAGCACCAGUUUCUGGACCUCUUCCAGCUGCUGUUUCACAUUCUCACGGACUGCCGCCGCAGCAUGAGCGUGGUUCGGAAACGAAGCGGCGCAAAUUGGAUUUAUCUAAUCGGCCAGAAACUCUGGAGGCAGAAAGACAGCUUUUGGAUGGGAUCGCAAAACCAGGCAAGUGGCUUGAGUAG
Messenger RNA from Protopolystoma xenopodis, 483 nucleotides. The record is from the annotation of a GenBank genome assembly. Lineage: Eukaryota; Metazoa; Platyhelminthes; Monogenea; Polystomatidea; Polystomatidae.